UACAAACAAAUUAAUAGUUUUAAAUGUAAUAAUAAUUUGUGAAAACUUGAAGUCUAAUGUAUCGAUCAAACAAUUGUUGGCUUCGUUUAGAGCUAACACUUGUCGUUGCAUUAUAUCUGAUAAACGGCUUUAUCUGUGAUAACAAUGAACUGAAUCUAACAAACAUUAGUACCACAACUUUGACGACGACGACGACCACUAUAAGUCCCUUCACUACAACUAUCACCACAACUGCCAUCAGUAAGAGUGUGUGUCAGGUGUCUAAUCCAUGUGCCAAUGGUGGUACCUGUCAAGACCUGAUCAAUCACAUACACAAUGUCAGCUUCACCUGUAUCUGUACCUCACAAUACACUGGUCUCACUUGUGACCAGUUUUAUGACUCCUGUCAGAGCAACCCGUGUGCUAAUAACGGCACCUGUACUACACAACCACCUUCACCAUUGUAUGCCUGCACGUGUCCACAGGGAUUCACGGGACUGAACUGCGAGACCAAUAUCGAUGAAUGUGCACAAGUUGUCUGUCCUAUUGGUCACCAUUGCAUCGAUAAAAUUAAUAAUUAUGAGUGUAUUUGUCCAGAAGGUUGGGAAGGAGAUAAUUGUGAGCGAAGUAUAGACCACUGCGCUUCAAACCCAUGUGUCAACGGCACCUGUAGUUCAAACACCAAGGGUCACACCUGUACCUGUGAAGCGGGAUUCACGGGUCUAAAUUGUGAGACUGAUAUCGAUGAAUGCGCUUCCAAUCCAUGUAUUAGCGGUAUUUGUCGAGAUUUGGUCAAUGCUUACCAAUGCUUUUGCAUACCUGGGUUUACUGGAGAUCAGUGUCAUAUAGACAUAGAUGAAUGCCUAUCACAUCCAUGCAAAAAUGGUGGCACGUGUAACAACAAGAUAGCUAAAUUCACGUGCACGUGUCCAAUGGGAUAUAGUGGUGAUCAGUGCCAGUUUGAUAUCAAUGAAUGCGAUCCCAAUCCCUGCCAGAACGGUGCCGUAUGUAUCGAUAAGAUUGGCGGUUAUGAGUGUAACUGUUCCAAUGGCUUUGAAGGUGAAAGAUGUCAUCAAGAUAUAGAUGAAUGUGCAUCGAAUCCAUGCAAGAAUGGUGCCAAAUGUCACAACAAGAUCGCACACUUUGAAUGCGAAUGUGAACACGGCUUUGAAGGUGAUCUCUGUGAGCACGACAUCAAUGAAUGCCAAUCCAAUCCUUGCAUGAAUGAUGCCAUUUGUGUGGACCAAAUCGGGGCAUUUCAUUGUCAGUGUUUGUCCGGUUAUGAAGGCAACAGAUGUGAGCAUAACAUUGACGAGUGUUUGUCCAAUCCGUGCUUCAACGGCGGUCACUGUAUUGAUUUGGUCAACAAUUAUACGUGUGAUUGCAAUCAAACAGGUUUUGAGGGCAGAAAUUGUGAUACAAAUAUCGAUGAGUGUGCGUCCAAUCCGUGCAGCAAAGGCGCCAAAUCAUGUGAAGACUUGGUUCUCAACUAUACAUGUCAUUGUUGGAAAGGAUUCACUGGAAGACAUUGUGAGAUUGAUAUCGAUGAGUGCAGUUCCUCUCCAUGUCUUAACGGUGGCACUUGUUUCGAAAAGAGUCACCAACACUUGAUUAACAAGUUUUCUGAAAGUUUAAUUCGUGACCAAUAUAUCAAUUUCUCACAAAUGGCUGGAUAUCUAUGUCAGUGUCCAUCAGGUUUUGAAGGAGUCAACUGUGAACUCAAUAUAAAUGAUUGCGAACACCAUUCCUGUAUGAAUAACGGCACCUGUAUUGAUGAGAUCAACUCUUAUUCUUGUUUAUGUCAAACAGGAUUUGAUGGUAAAAUUUGUCAGUAUAUGACUGAUCCAUGUGUUCUUAAUCCAUGUGAAAAUGGUGCCACUUGUCUUAAAGUUACAAAUGAGACCUAUGUAUGCAAGUGUCCGAUUGGAUUCACUGGUGAAAGGUGUCAUAUGUCUCGUUCGUGUACAUCUGAAUGUCAUAAAGACUUCUCCCACUGUGUCCAGGAGGAGAUCUGCGCCUGUCUUCCUAACCAUCAUUCCAAUCACGCCUAUUGUGAUGCCAUUACUGACUGCAGUAUAUUUGGUUUGUGUCUUAAUGGCGGUACUUGUGUUCCGAAUCCAAAUCAAGGAAUUGGUUAUCAGUGUAAAUGUAGUGAAGAAUGGACUGGACUUAUAUGUGAAGAAAGGAGAUCAUCUCCGAUGAGUUUUAUAUUUUAUUUAAUAAUAACGAUGGGAUGUAUUCUUAUAAUUGCCUUACUUGUGGUGUCUUUAAUAUUUGUCCGAAGUGUCAAACACGCGCGCGCCACACGUGGCACGUACUCUCCGUCCACGCAAGAGAUGUUUGGCAACUCUGCAUCUGAAAUAUUAAAGCCUCCGCCCGAAGAAAGACUGAUUUAGAGACAAUUUGACAAAUUUAUAAAUCUUUAUGUAAUUAUAAACUUUUUUAGUACAGUAUUAAUAUUUGUAUUAUUUAUAAAUUUACUCUAUUAUUAUUUAUAUACAACUUUCGAUGCCUUAUUAUUAAUAAUAAUCUAUUUUUAUUGUCAUUUACAAUAAUUUAAAUGAUGUCUAAUCAUAAUUU
This is a messenger RNA of Oppia nitens, 2559 nucleotides long. RefSeq names its product fibropellin-1-like. Bases 57 to 2375 code for a protein of 772 amino acids. The record is from RefSeq and is a predicted model, not a curated record. Gene Ontology annotation, molecular function: calcium ion binding. NCBI's taxonomy places the organism in Eukaryota, Metazoa, Arthropoda, Arachnida, Sarcoptiformes, Oppiidae. The transcript is spliced from 5 exons.